Molecule: messenger RNA, 5190 nt
Organism: Mercenaria mercenaria
Lineage: Eukaryota; Metazoa; Mollusca; Bivalvia; Venerida; Veneridae
Product: E3 ubiquitin-protein ligase TRIM23-like
Exons: 11
Coding region: 76-1797 (573 amino acids)
Biological process (GO): vesicle-mediated transport; intracellular protein transport
Cellular component (GO): cytoplasm; lysosomal membrane; plasma membrane
Molecular function (GO): GTP binding; zinc ion binding; GTPase activity
Source: RefSeq, a predicted model, not a curated record
ACUGCUAAUCUGGUUCCCUUUCUGAAUGAGGGGACCAGUCGAACCAAAACAUCAACAAUAACAACAACAACAAAUAUGUCAAAGUCUUUUGUAUCUUGUAACAGUUUUAAAGGAUCGUUUGCUGCACAAAAUACUGAAAGUACAAUACUUGAGUGUAGAGUUUGUGACGAAGUGUUCCAACUCCAAGGAGACAAAGUUCCACGACUGUUGAUUUGUGGACACACUGUGUGCCACUACUGCUUGAGUAGACUCACAGUAAAUGACCAUGUCAUUCUGUGUCCUUUUGACCGUCAGCCAACAGAUAUAGGAGAUUCUGGUAUAUGGGGAUUAAAGAAGAAUUUUGCUCUGCUGGAGUUGUUGGAAAGAUUACAGUUCAGUCCUCAGACCACAGCUCCACCUUCCAGUUUUUCACAGGAAUCCAUAGCCAAGGAAAAAGAGUUUGAUAUACUCUGUGAUGAGAAUGAGGCACAUACAGCUGUUGUGUAUUGUAUCACCUGUGAGACACAUCUUUGCAUGGAAUGCUCAGAUACUAUUCAUAAUACAAGGACAUUGAUUAAGCAUAAAAGGGUGCCAAUAUCGGAAAAACCAAGAGAAAAUCCAAAAUGUAUUUAUCAUCCAAUGCAUUUUGUAGAGUUUUCCUGUUUAGAAGAUGAGUGUAAAACAAAUCCAUUAAUGUGUUACAUAUGUAAGGAUUAUGGAAGACAUGUUAAGCAUAAGCAUGCUUUAUUAGAAGUAGAGGCUGAGCAGGUCCGUACAUUUAUGCUGAAUGCAGUGCAACAUGUCAAGUCAUUUGGUGAAGAAGUGAAUGAUGCUAUACAUAGAAUUGGUUCAACAAUACAACAGUUGGAGGGUGGUUACCAACACAUCCAAAAUCCAGAGAGUACUAGCGUCUCACAACAGCAACCUGGAACAAUAGAAGAGGCAAGAAUAAAAAUACGAAACUAUUUUCAUACACUGCGUGAGACAUUAAACAGACAAGAGAUUACUGCUCUAACUACAGUAGACACUCACAUCCGAGAGAAAUUGUGCAUGUUACAGCAACAACAGGAAGAUAUGGCCAUGCUGUUGUCACAGAUAUCAGCUGUUUGUCAUCAGUGUGAAACCACUCUUAAGAGUGAUGAUACAAAAGUACUACUGGCAAAGCCUGAAGUGGGUGUACUUCUAGAGACAGUACAGAAACAACAACAACAGUUUUCUGAUCUACAGGAGCAUAUUACGCUUGAUCCCCAGAUACCCAUUACAUUCACUAAGGAUAAUCGUGUUCAUAUUGGACCAAAGAUAGAGAUGCGAGUGGUGAUAUUAGGUCUGGAUGGUGCUGGGAAAACUAGUCUUCUUUUCAAAAUGAAAAAUAAUGAGUUUAUUACAACAAUUCCCACAAUAGGGUUUAAUGUUGAAACAGUGGAGUAUAAAAAUGUGAAGCUGACGAUAUGGGAUGUUGGUGGACAACACAAGAUUAGACCAUUGUGGAAGCACUAUUAUUUUAAUACACAAGCAGUGAUAUUUGUCAUAGACAGCCACAACAAUGAUAGACUGAUUGAGGCCCAUAGUGCUUUUGUCAAACUGGUGCAAGAGAAGGAAUUGAAAGAUGCCUCACUGCUAAUAUUUGCAAAUAAACAGGACUUGAAUCCCAGUGUAUCAAUUGAGGAGUUGACAGAACAGUUUGGGUUGUUUAAACUGUGCUGUAACAGAAGCUGGCAUAUACAAGCCUGUGAUGCUAACACUGGGAUGGGUCUACAGGAAGGCCUCGAAUGGUUGUCCAGACAAAUUGUUGCUGCUGGUGCACCUGAUCUGCCAUGAUUAACUCCCUGAGGCCGAUAUCAUAACAUACCUGCUGCAGUGAGAUAAGAAUUACCACCUGAAGUCGAGGAAGAUUAUCUGAUCUUAUCAUAAUCACAGAUUGAAAUCAUGCAGGAAAACAUUAAUAACGUGGAAAUAAAUUUAAAUAAACUUACAAAACCUUCGAAUUUUGAAAAAAAAUAUUAUUCAAUUUUGUCCGUAACUUGUAUCUACAUAGAUUGGUAUAUUCACUUCGAAAUAUUCACAGUUUUAACACACCUAAUACGUUUAAUAAAUAUCAGAACAUUUCUGAUUUUCUUACCUUUUUCAAAUUUAAACAUAUUGAAUUCCAAAAAAUAUAAAUACAUUAUUAACGCAGAAUAUUUACAUCAGCAUUGCUUGAAAUUUAUGCCGUUUUUGUAUGAAUAUAGACGACUUUUGUGUAUAAUUUAUUUAUAAACAUGUACACGGACAUUGUGUGAUACAAGCUGAGAGCUUCUGUAAAGUACAGAGAAGUUGUGAUAUUUAAUUUAUUUUUGAAGAAUUAUUAAAUUCACAAACAUGACAUUUGCGUAUAUUAACACACAUUUUUAUGCCCCCAAAGGGAGGCAUAUUAGUUUUCAACUGUCCGUCCGAUCGUUCGUUCAUCACAACGUUAACUUUUUGCAUGAAGGCACUUUACUCGCGAACCACUGUGCCCAGGACCUUCAAACUUCACAUGCUGGUAGUACUUAUUGAGUACACGACCCUACAGACUUUGGGGUCACCAGGUCAAAGGUCAAGGUCACAGGGGCCAAUGUUAACUUUUUGCAUGAAGGCACUUUACUCGCGAACCACUGCACCCAGGACCUUCAAACUUCACAUGCUGAUAGUACUUAUUGAGUACAUGACCCCUACUGACUUUGGGGUCACCAGGUCAAAGGUCAAGGUCACAGGGGGCAAUGUUAACUUUUUGCGUGAAGGCACUUUACUCGCGAACCACUGCACCCAGGACCUUCAAACUUCACAUGCUGAUAGUACUUAUUGAGCACACAAUCCCUACUGACUUUGGGAUCACCAGGUCAAAGGUCAAAGUCACAGGGGCCAUUGUUAACUUUUUGCAUGAAGGCACUUUACUAGCGAACCACUGCACCCAGGACCUUCAAACUUCACAUGCUGAUAGUACUUGUUGACUACACGACCCCUAUUGACUUUGGGGUCACCAGGUCAAAGGUCAAGGUGCUGUGGGGGCAUUUGUCACCAUUAGUGACAGCUCUUGUUUUAUUUUAUGAAACAUAUUUUGUUGUGUUAAUUUUAUUCAUUUGUACAGCUUGAGAUGUACGUAUACAAAUACUUCAACCUUUUGAAACUUAACAUUUCCACGGGACUGAGAAUGUAAAUGAUUAUUUUCUUCAUUUUCAAAAACAUCACUCGCAGACGACAUUAUUUUACUCUUGAAAAGUCAAAUACAGUUUGAAUGAAACACAGAGCAGUUCGUCUUUUCUAUUUUCUUUACAUGACCGCGUAAUUACAAACAUUUAUUUGAACAAGGGAACUAAUUAUUAAUUCAAUUAAUAACUAGAACAUCUAAGAAAUAGUAGCAGGUAUGCAAAUUAAUUUUGCUUUUGUAAGGAUCAUCAAAAACUAACAAGUACAUGAUGCAAUCAGCAUGAUCUCGGUAUGAUAUUAAAACUUUUGAUACACUGCAUAAUUCCAAAAUAAUGUCUUGAAAUGAGCUUGUAAUGUGCAAAUCUCUUUUAUCCUGGGCAAAGCACAAUGGUGAUGGAGAGAAGGCACAUUAUGAAGCAAUGCUAGAACAACAGUUGGUAAAAACACAAUAUCAAAUUGGGUCUUUAUCAUCAUGCCUUCACUCCAUCACUAGUGGCUAUCACUUUUUUAGCUCCACUAUUCGGAGAAUAGUGGUGCUAUUCUACUCGCCCCGGCGUCGGCAUGUCCUUGGUUAAAGUUUUUUGGCAAACUUUGUUUUUCUGUCAUAUCUUUGUUACUAUUGCUUAUAUCUUACUGUAACUUCACAUAAAGAUUGUCCAACUACAAGCUCACAAAGUACAUGCAGGGGCUGGGCCCAUUAUACUCAAGGUCAAAGUUACCAAGUUGUUAUACUUGGAAUUAUUUUCAUGUUGAAUUUUUUCAAAAGCUUCGUUUAUAGACAUAUCUUUGUUACUUUAAAAGAUAAUGACUUGAAAUUAAAAAUGUUUCUUUAUAAUCAUCAUCUGUAUGUGUGGUUACAAACCCCAUAACUGUAAAUAUAUUUUUGACAGAAUUAUGCCCUUAUUUAAAGUUUUUUUUGGCAAUCUUCAAUCUUAACUUUAGUACAAUAAAAGAUAAUGAUGUGAAACUUAAAAUGUAUUUUUAUCAUCAUCAUCUGCUAUAAUAUAUAAAUAAAAUAAAUAAAAAAUGAAUAGAAAUAUAAUUUGAGUUUAGCAAAGUCUUUACACUUUAUCUGCAUAUAGUUUCUUGGACUGUUUUUCCUGAUAAAAUUUAAUUUCAUCAAAUAAAGAAUGUCAGUACCCCUUCCAUACUCGACCUUUAACCCCUCUGAGUAGUAGGGUCUUUUUAUAUCUUGGUGUAUGUUCCUUUUAAAGUAGAGGUCUCUUAUUGAGACAUAAUUUCAUUUCACUGUCAAAUCUGCGAAUAGUGGAGCGCGCUGUCUUACGGACAGCUCUUGUUAAAGUAAUACUGCUUCUUUGUCAUUGUGCUGUCGUAACUAUCAUGUCAGCUUACUGUUGUGGCGUCGCGUGUACCUGAUGCGAUAACGAUAACGCGAUGACCUUAACAUUGUAGCAUUAUCGCAAGCCUGUCUGACAUGGGCAUAAACUCAUAACAAUAAAAUCUGUAAUUUGAUCGAGUCUGUUCAUCGUAGAGAGGUAUGGAAAGUGUAACAUCCAUCACGACCCCUAGUACCGGCUUAAGUGGAAUUCUACUGCAUACAUAUCAAAUAGACUUCAUGAUCCCAAAGGACCAGAAAAUAUAACAAGAUUGAAUCCAAGUACGGGGAGACUUUCUACGGCUGCCACAUGGCACUUAAAGAUUGCUAUUAAUUAAUUUAUAAGUUGAUCCUUUGGAAGCACAGAAUGCAACCAAACAGAAUAAUAGCAGACUCGGUUUGAGGUUUGAGUCUGCUCUUAAGAGGUUAUGGAAAGGGCAAGUCACAAAUGUUGUAACUUAGACUUCGAACUUCUAAACUGUCAAACCAGUUUCACACUAACAACCAUUACAUGCAAUUCAGUUUAAAGUUCAAUUAUAAUACCUACAUUUUAAAAAACAGUGUCCCGGAAUCUGUCACAGUAGUCUUCCAUUAGUUUUUGAUAGCUAUAUGUUUGGAAAAAUGGCUUUUCAAUGUAACUCAUCACAGAUGGAAUCUGAGAUACCUAGAUUAUUGUGUGUUUUACCUAAGAAUUAAACCAUUGAAACAUU